This is a messenger RNA of Sesamum indicum (sesame), 971 nucleotides long. RefSeq lists its product as uncharacterized. Lineage: Eukaryota; Viridiplantae; Streptophyta; Magnoliopsida; Lamiales; Pedaliaceae. The record is from RefSeq and is a predicted model, not a curated record.
UACUUCAUCAAAAUUUGAUUGAUUUCUGUGAUUGAAAAUGAAGGGUGGGGAUGGAGCAAAGAUGAGGAUAGUGUGCCUGCAUGGAUUCAGAACCAGUGGGAGUUUCCUCAGAAAGCAAAUCAGCAAAUGGAAUCCUUCCAUUUUUGCUCAUUUUGAUAUGGAUUUCCCAGAUGGAAUUUUUCCUGCUGGAGGAAAAUCUGAGAUUGAGGGCAUAUUUCCACCCCCUUACUUUGAGUGGUUCCAGUUCAACAAGGACUUCACAGAGUACACAAAUUUGGAAGAAUGCAUAGCUUACUUGUGUGAGUACAUCACAAGCAAAGGUCCAUUUGAUGGUUUGCUUGGUUUCUCUCAGGGAGCAACAUUGUCGGCCCUUCUACUAGGUUAUCAAGCACAGGGAAAGAUAUUGAAGGAGCAUCCACCCUUCAAGCUGUUUGUAUCUAUAUCAGGGUCGAAAUUCAGGGACCCGAGCAUAUGUGAGGUUGCUUAUAAAGACCCCAUCAGGGUGAAAUCUGUGCAUUUCAUUGGAGAUAAAGACUGGCUGAAACUACCUUCUGAGGAGCUAGCCACAGCGUUUGUGAACCCUCUCGUCAUACGGCACCCUCAGGGCCACACCGUGCCAAGGCUAGAUGAAGAUGCUGUGUGCAAACUAAGCAACUGGGCUAUGGAAAUUAUACUCUCACAGCGCAGCACAAAUGCAGCUCCUGUCGAUACGGUAGACGAAACCGUGAAGAAUGAUGAAGAAGAAGAAGCAGCUGAGCCAAAGGAGAAAUGUGAGUGUGAGAUAGCAGGGAAUGGCAUUGCCCUGCAGAGAAGAGAAGCUGAAGCUGUAGAAGCAGUGAAUGCCUAAAACAUCAAGAAUAUGAGAAUGCCAAGAGCAAUGAUAUGUUUAAUUUAAUUUUUAUGGUAUGGUAUGUGAAAUCAUUGAUUUGGGAUUUUUGUGAUUUUUGAAGGGUUGUUAUCAGUAUGGAUUA